UCGAUCCCCUCUGUGCGCCCAAACCCACAGAAAUGGAGGGCGGCAGCCAGACGCCGCCGGCAGCGGCCAUUGUAUCCAAGGUGCUCGACGACGACGACCUACUCGUAGAGAUCCUUCUCCACAUCGGCUUCCCCACCACCCUCGUCCGCGCCGCCCUCGUCUGCAAGCGCUGGCUGGGGCACGCCUCCGAACCGGCCUUCCUCCGCCGUUUCCGCGAGCUCCACCCGCCCCGCCUCCUCGGCUUCUACGUCGACGACAGGUACUGUGACUCCGCUCCACCAACCUUCGUCCGGAUGCUGCCUCAGCCCGCGGAGCUCUCUGCCAUCGUUCGCCGCACAAAUUUCAGCCCCUACCGGAGGCUAUCGCCCGGCAUGCUCGACUGUCGGAACGGCAGCGUAUUCGUCACCUUGUACACAGACAAGAGCGCUCUUGGGGUGCACAGCCCGCUGUGCCAUGGGGGAGGUCUGGCCAUCCUUCCAUCACUCCCACGCCCUCAACUCUCCUUCGGCAGUUCCUGCACUUUCAGAAAAGUCCUCUCCAAGCAAGGGGAUGGCCUGUCCUACUACUACGUGUAUGUGGAGUCUAGCAACCGAGAAUCUAGGAUGCAUGUAUACAUGAUGCAGGAUGGUUCCUGGCGCAGGCAUCAUCUCUUGGACAUAAGCCAACUCCCUCGUCCGCGCUCGACACCAAAAGCUGUGCUCGUCCGCAAUAAAAUUUAUAUGGCGGCAGGCCCAAGCGACAUUCUUGUCUUGGAUUUGGCGACCUCGAGUUUCUCCAUUGUUCAGCUUCCACAAGGAGUGGAGCAUGGCAACGGAGGCACCACCAUGUUGUCACGGGCCGGUGAUGCUUCUGGUGUAUAUCUCAUCCAUGUUAAGGAGUUUCAACUCCGCAUCUGGCUCCGCAAGGGGGGCAACUGGUUGCUGCUCGAUAGCAUCUGUCUGCAUGAAAUGUGUGCUAAUUUGAGGAAGUCGGAUUCCACAAUCAAGGAUGGGCAUACUGUUCUUCUCGUGGACCAGGUGGUGGAGUAUGGCGACUUUGUGUUCUUGCAGAUGGGUGGAUGUGUACUGCACUUGGAUAUCAGGUGCAGGACACUGCGUAAGGUGUAUGAAUACAAAAGCACUCCUUUCGGUGAUAUUCAUCCUUUUAUGAUGAUCUGGCCUCCCAUAUUCCCCGCGGUCAAGUAUGAUCCUGCAAGGUUCGUCUUCUGGCCUUUAUAUUAGAUGAUCUCUACAUAGGUCCUGUUGAGGUUACAUGGUUUUGUAAUGUAUAUAUUGUCCAUCACACUAUUUUAAAAUUGUGUUAGCUAUAUGACUGAUUCCUCACGAUAUUUUAAGCGACAUUGGAGAGUGCUUUUGCUCUAAGACGAAUUGACAUCACUUGUGUAUUCUAAUAAUAAUACAAGGUGUUCAUUUUUGGUCAUUAUUGGGGACAUACUUUUGUAUUAUCGACGACAGGUACUGUGGCCCACAAGCAGUGGCGGAGCCAGGAUUUUCGACAUGGGUAUGCGAAGUCAAAAAAUAUAUUUUUGGUGUACAAUAAUGCAAGACAUAAAAAAAUGUACCCCCCCCCCCCCAAUCCCAAAAGUACUGCCUUUGAUUUAGUACAGCUUUAGUAUAAAUUUUGAGACCAAGGGAGUAGACAAUAAUACCAAUUAAACUAUAAUUUUUUUCUUUGUAGCAAAUGUGUCUUCAGUGAUUUGGUUACAUUGCAGAACAAGAAGAAUCACAAUAACAUAACAAAAGCGAGAAAUGAUUGUGUCUUCCUUUUCUUUCAUAAAAAAAUUGUGCUCACAAUUAACCAAGCAAUCAUUUAAAUAUUGAAACUAUAUAAAUGCAUACAUGAGCAUAUAUACAUGAGCAAUUAACCAAGCAAUGAUUGUGUCUUCCUUUUCUUUCAUAAAAAAGUACGUAACUGAUGGUCAUACACUAUAUAAAUGCAUACAUGAGCAUAUAUACUGAAACUUUUCUGUAUAAAAUAUUGGGUAUGCAUUGCAUACCCUUGCAUUAGGCUAGCUCCGCCCCUGCCCACAAGGAACACUUAAACUUGCUAAUCAUGACACAUGUUCACCCACAAGAUACACCUUGUGGGUGGACAUGUGUCAUGAUUCGCAAGUUGAUAAGGACGAUGUGGAUGGAUAAGAGAGAAUAGAGUGGUAUGGGUUAAAGUUAUUUCCUGGUUACCAAAAGAUUACAGAUGACUCCCUUCUAAUUUGAUGUACCCCUAAGUCAAAGAAUCUGCUUGAAUAGCAUUUGUUUUUAUAAAAUUACAUUUGACAGUGUUGAUGGUUGUGUUGCCGUUUGCUAGAGAUGUACUGAAGUAUCAGACUACGGGAUGCAGAAUGCUCCAGGGAUUGUUUACUUCUGUUGGCAGCAUAUGUCAUUCUUCUGAAUUUGUUCCUCCUAAUUACAGCCUUGUAAUUAUUAUAUUUUUAGUGGUGCUCAUACAUGACUUGCUUGGUGUUUUAGCUUGGAUUCUGCUUCAUCACUGUUUUUACCAUCAUUCUGCAUCACUUUUUUCUAAACUACCCAGCACCUUUAAGUGCAAAAGUAAAACUUGGACCUACACAAGUUUACAACAUGUUAAUUUUUCAGAAUAUUGGCUUCUAAGCAUACUUUCUUAGUGGAUUCUAUAUUUCUUAUGCAAGAUUUUUGAUUGAGAUAUAUCACAAUGAAAAUUUUCCUUCCAGUGGAUAAUACAAGUUAACUGCGGGUAAUUUAUGCUUGCAUGGCAUUUUCCCUUCUAUGAUCGGAGGUUUGUUUGACUGGACUGCACACUAUAUAAUGGAAAAUUACAUGUCUGGGAUUUGAAGGCAUUUAACCUACAACCCUGAAGCUUUUAAGAAUACUAGUCAAUGUGUACGUGCAAUGCACGGUAAUUUGAAAGUAUAUUAAGUGCAUGCGGAUAUUAAGUAGGAUAUUAUUUGCGUGUUAUUACGUGAUUAGCAUUAUAUUUGGC
Molecule: messenger RNA, 2955 nt
Organism: Triticum urartu
Lineage: Eukaryota; Viridiplantae; Streptophyta; Magnoliopsida; Poales; Poaceae
Source: RefSeq, a predicted model, not a curated record